Aureobasidium vineae is the source of this 1347-nucleotide messenger RNA. NCBI's taxonomy places the organism in Eukaryota, Fungi, Ascomycota, Dothideomycetes, Dothideales, Saccotheciaceae. The record is from the annotation of a GenBank genome assembly.
AUGGAAAAGAAAACAAACCAAAGCCUGCCUUCUGGUACAACAUCGCAGCCAUCGCAUCUAGANAAAAGUCUAGCCCUUGCUUUGUCGCGGCGUCGACAAGCCUCAACACUUCGCAACUUGACUCUCCCUACUGCCAAUGCCAUCGACUUCAGCUCAAAUGAUUUUCUCUCACUCUCGAACUCUUCCACUCUGCGGGACCUCUACCUUGGCGAGCUAGCUGCUCGUCCCGGCUUUCCUCUAGGUAGUGGCGGCUCAAGACUUCUCGAUGGCAACAGCAAAUAUGCGGAAGCAUUGGAGAAAGAUAUUGCGGCUUUCCACGGUGCAGAAGAUGGCCUACUAUGCAACUCUGGAUUCGACGCCAAUGCGGGGUUGUUCUCUGUUUUGCCGCAACUUGGAGACAUUGUGGUGUAUGACAGCUACAUCCACGCAAGCGUGCACGAUGGUAUGAGAGCAAGUCGUGCUGGGGCAAACUUUGCUUUCGUGCACAACUCUGUCAAAGAUCUGCGAGCUGUGUUGAAGAGGUGUAUCAACUCUGAUGAGAAGUUCAGAUCUGGUCGACGAAGCAUUUUCAUUGCUGUGGAGGCAAUCUACAGCAUGGAUGGCGACGUUGCACCACUCAGGGAGAUUGUGGAGGUAGUGACCGAGCUGCUGCCCAACGGCAAUGGCCAUAUCAUUGUCGACGAGGCACACUCUACAGGUGUUUUAGGUCCACAGGGGAGAGGUUUAGUCUCAGCGCUUGGGCUAGAGGACAGAAUCACCAUUCGUUUGCAUACUUUUGGCAAGGCAAUGGCUUGCAACGGUGGUAAGUAUUUUUGGCAUUUGGAUAUGAUGCUGCCCCCUGUUGACAAAUGNAUUACAGCCAUCGUUCUCUGCAGUCCGCUGAUCAAGCAUUACCUGGUCAACUACGCACGACCACUGAUUUACACGACUUUCUUAUCCUUCCCAGCACUUGCUGCCAUCAGAGCUGCCUACACAUUCCUUUGGAACGACAACAGUACUGCACUUGCCACACAUCUUUUCGACCUAAUCAGCCUCUUGCACGAAAGACUGUUUGCUCUCACCUCGAGUCUACCAUCACAACAACGCCACAUCCUUCAAGUUCUCGAGGAGUGCCCACCAUCGCCUAUAUUCUCGGUGCUCAGUUCAGACCCGCGCGGUCUGGCCAACUUCUGCCAGGAGAAGAACUUUUUGGUCAGACCUAUUGUACCGCCAACUGUUCCUUUGGGCUCCGAACGAAUUCGCGUAUGCUUACAUGCCGGUAAUACGAGGGCGGAAGUCGAGGCGUUGGUAGCAAGGAUCACCACAUGGGUGGAACAGAAGACGAGGUCACCACAAGCGAAGUUGUAA